Messenger RNA from Pterocles gutturalis (yellow-throated sandgrouse), 1426 nucleotides. It is a transcript of the gene TRAPPC9, whose product is annotated as trafficking protein particle complex 9. NCBI's taxonomy places the organism in Eukaryota, Metazoa, Chordata, Aves, Pterocliformes, Pteroclidae. The transcript is spliced from 10 exons. The record is from RefSeq and is a predicted model, not a curated record. Gene Ontology annotation, cellular component: trans-Golgi network. The annotation marks the transcript as partial.
AUGCAUUGGAGACAACUUCCUGCUACAGAUGCUGCACAUGCUGCCUAUGAACAGCGCAUUGCUGGAUUUACUCCCAGAAACCAAGAUGACUUACUUGACAACAAAACUACGAACGGUAGCCUUGGAUACAGCGAUCACAACAUUGUGGAGUUUAAGAUUCUGCUAAGCACACGGAAGACCAGUAGUAGGACAAAGACCCUGGAUUUCCGAAGAGCCAACUUCCGUAUGCGCAGAGCCCAGCUACACUAUAAGAAACGUUGUCAAGGCCGGAUGCGGAAACAUGUUGGUGACCUGUGUUUACAAGCUGGCAUGUUACAGGAUUCCUUGGUGCAUUAUCACAUGGCGGUGGAACUUCUGCGGUCUGUGAAUGACUUUCUAUGGCUUGGAGCUGCUCUUGAGGGGUUAUGCUCAGCAUCAGUCAUCUAUCAUUAUCCUGGUGGUACUGGAGGUAAAGUUGGAUCUCGCAGGGCACAAGGAGGUUCUCUUUCUGCUGAGGCAGGCAACAGGCACAGACCAGGGGCACAAGAAGUUCUCAUUGAUCCAGGUGCGCUGACUUCAAAUGGUAUAAAUGCAGAUACCAGUGCUGAGAUAGGACGUGCCAAGAAUUGCCUUAGUCCUGAAGACAUCAUAGAUAAAUAUAAAGAAGCCAUUUCUUACUACGGCAAGUACAAGAAUGCUGGUGUGAUUGAACUGGAAGCCUGUGUGAAGGCAGUGAGAGUCCUUGCAAUACAGAAAAGGAGCAUGGAAGCCUCUGAUUUUCUUCAGAAUGCAGUUUAUAUCAACCUUCGUCAGCUUUCAGAAGAAGAAAAAAUCCAGCGUUACAGCAUUCUUUCGGAGCUGUAUGAGCGUAUUGGUUUUCACCGAAAGUCAGCUUUUUUCAAGCGUAUAGCAGCAAUGCAGUGCGCUGCACCUAGCAUCCCAGAACCCGGGUGGAGGGCCUGCUACAAACUGCUUUUGGAAACUCUCCCUGGCUACAGCUUAUCAUUGGAUCCUAAAGAUUUCAGCAAAGGAACUCACAGAGGAUGGGCUGCAGUACAGAUGCGUUUGCUUCAUGAACUAGUCUAUGCUUCCAGAAGAAUGGGCAAUCCUGCUCUAUGCGUCAGGCAUCUGUCUUUCCUUCUCCAGACCAUGCUGGAUUUUCUUUCUGAUCAAGAAAAGAAAGAUGUAACGCAGAGCUUGGAAAGCUACACAGCAAAAUGCCCUGGUACAAUGGAAUUCAUCACUCUGCCAGAUGGUUUGAAGUUACCUCCUGUUCCGUUCACCAAAUUACCUAUUGUGAGAUCUGUGAAACUCUUGAACCUCCCAACCAGUCUCCGACCUCACAAAAUCAAAAGUCUACUUGGUCAGAAUGUGUCAACCAAAAGCCCCUUCAUAUAUUCUCCAAUUAUUGCGCACAGUCGUGGGGAAGAACGAAAUAAGAAAAUAG